Molecule: messenger RNA, 972 nt
Organism: Coffea eugenioides
Lineage: Eukaryota; Viridiplantae; Streptophyta; Magnoliopsida; Gentianales; Rubiaceae
Product: cysteine synthase-like
Exons: 9
Coding region: 166-972 (268 amino acids)
Cellular component (GO): cytoplasm
Molecular function (GO): cysteine synthase activity
Source: RefSeq, a predicted model, not a curated record
UUCAUCAUCUCAAGGACUCAUAAGAGACCGACGGCAUGUGGAGACCGGAGACUUUAGAGCAGAGCAUUUACAGAUUAUUGAAGCUGAUAUAGAUUGUCAGUCCUGUGAAAAAGGCAAAGGGUCUCCUGGAAAUCUCCCUUGUAAUUUGUGACUCCUGACUUAUCAAUGGAAGAGAAGUGUGGAAUUGCGAAUGACAUCACUGAACUCAUAGGGAAUACCCCAAUGGUAUAUCUCAAGAAUGUUGUGGAUGGUUGUGCUGCACGUAUUGCUGCCAAAUUGGAGACUAUGAAUCCCUGCUCAAGUGUAAAAGACAGGAUCGCAUACAGUAUGAUAAAAGAUGCAGAAGAGAAGGGUCUAAUUACCCCUGGCAAGACGGUCCUUCUCGAGGUGACCAGCGGUAACACUGGCAUUGGUCUUGCAUUCAUUGCUGCAACUAGGGGCUACAAACUUAUCACAGUUAUGCCACACACGUAUAGUCUCGAAAGAAGGAUUAUCCUCCUUGCUUUUGGAGCUGAGUUAUACAUCACCGAUGCAGCAAAAGGUAUUGAUGGAGUUCUCAAGAAAGCCGAGGAAAUAAUGGAGGCAACACCAAAUUGUUUUUUUCUCAAGCAAUUUGAGAACCGUGCUAAUCCAAAGAUACACUACGAAACCACUGGACCAGAGAUAUGGAAAAACACUGAAGGGAAAGUUGACGCCCUGGUUGCAGGGAUUGGAACUGGGGGUACAGUUACUGGUGCCGGAAAGUUUCUUAAGGAGAAAAAUGCGGACAUCAAAGUAUAUGGAAUUGAACCUGCUGAAAGUGCAAUACUGAGUGGAGAAAAACCGGGUCCUCAUAAAAUUCAAGGAAUUGGUGCUGGCUUCAUCCCUCCAGUUUUAGACAUCAAUAUACUUGAUGAAGUUAUUCAAGUAAGUAAUUUGUAUCUUUUUGUAUCUCAUGUUCGUGAAAGAAAAUUAUGCAUGAAAGUGAAAUAG